Molecule: messenger RNA, 1147 nt
Organism: Thamnophis sirtalis
Lineage: Eukaryota; Metazoa; Chordata; Lepidosauria; Squamata; Natricidae
Source: RefSeq, a predicted model, not a curated record
ACUAGAUGGUUUACAACAAAAUGAAUACACAUUUGGAACAAAGACCCUAGAGCAACAGCAUUUACAGAAAUUGCAAGGGUGCCAGGCUCAGAUGGUGCAUGUAGAUGAUAAUCAGCCUAGUGCCAGGACACAGAUUUCCCUGACAACUUGUGUAUUACCUCACCCAACUGUGGAUCAGACUAUUCAACAAACCUCCAUGACGGGUGUUGCAUAUGACACACUAAUGCUGAAGCACCAGUGUUUGUGUGGCAAUUAUACCAGCCACCCUGAGCAUGCUGGAAGAAUACAAAGCAUUUGGUCAAGGUUGCAAGAAUGUGGGCUGUUAAACAAGUGUGAGCGGAUUCGAGGUCGAAAAGCCAGUUUGGAAGAAAUACAGCUGGUUCACUCCGAACAUCAUUCACUGCUCUAUGGCACCAGUCCCCUGAACAGACAGAAGCUGGACCCCAGGAAAAUCCUAGACAGUGCACUUCACAAACCUUUUUCGUUGCUGCCCUGUGGGGGUCUUGGUGUGGACAGUGACACCAUUUGGAAUGAGCUGCAUUCGUCCGGUGCUGCACGCAUGGCUGUUGGCUGUGUCAUCGAAUUGGCUUCCAAAGUAGUCUCAGGAGAGCUGAAGAACGGUUUUGCUAUUGUGAGGCCCCCAGGCCAUCAUGCUGAAGAAUCAACAGCCAUGGGGUUCUGCUUUUUUAAUUCGGUUGCAAUUACUGCCAAAUACUUGCGAGACAAGCUAAAUAUAGGCAAGAUAUUGAUUGUAGAUCUGGAUGUUCACCAUGGCAACGGUACACAGCAGGCUUUUUAUUCUGACCCCAGCAUCCUGUAUGUCUCCCUCCAUCGCUAUGAUGAAGGCAACUUCUUCCCUGGCAGCGGAGCCCCAAAUGAGGUUGGAAGUGGCCCUGGUGAAGGUUAUAAUAUAAAUAUUGCUUGGACAGGUGGCCUAGAUCCCCCCAUGGGAGAUGUGGAGUACCUCACAGCAUUCAGGACAGUGAUUAUGCCAAUCACUUCUGAGUUCAACCCUGACUUUGUAUUAGUAUCAGCUGGCUUUGAUGUUGUGGAAGGACAUGAAUCUCCUCUAGGCGGGUACAAGGUGACAGCUCAAUGUAUGUAUUAUUUUUUUUUGAAAAAAAUCUGUGUCCUGACAUUAUUUUAG